GUGGGGCUAAUAGGGUGGGAUCUCAGGGUUUUAGGGGCCCUCCGAGGGUUUGGGAGCCAUUUUGGCUGGCUCUGAGGGACAUAGGAUUGGGGAAUUUGUGGGUGCCUUGCAGCUGGCCCUGGGGGUUUUAGGGAUCCUGUGGGGCUCUCUGCAGAUGUUCCUGAUGGGUAUGGGAACUCCGAGGUUUAGGGGAUGCCUUUUGGCUGGACCUGUGUGAUUUCAGGACCCUAUCUAGCUGGUUGUGUGGGGUUUGUAGGUGCUGUGCUGUUUAGGGCACCAUUUGGCUGGCCCUGUGGUGUUUAGGGGGCCUGUGAAGCUUAGGCUGUGUGGUAGCUGCAUGAGGUUAAGGGUCCUGCUGUGGUUUAGAGGCCCCAUGUGUCAGGCCACGUGGGGUUUGCAGGGCCUGUGGGGCUUGAGGCUCCUUUCAGUCAGUGCCAAGGGAUUAGGGUGGCCCUGUGAGGGUUUGGGAGCCAUUUUGUCUCUCUCUCAGGGAUGCGGGGAAUUCAUGGGCACCUUGCAGCUGUCCCUGUGGGGCUUAGGGGACCUGUGGGACUGAGGGGUUCCCUGCAACUGUUCCUGGGGGAUUUGAGGUACAUUUUGAUUGUUUCUGUGGAGUUUGGGGACCCUGUGGGGUAUAGGGGAUACCUUUUUGCUGGGCCUGUGUCAUUUGGGGGCCCUGUCUAGCUAGCUGCAUGGGGCUUGUAGGUGCUGUGAGAUUUGGGGCACCUUUUGGCUGUCCCUGAGGCAUUUAGGGGGUUCCAUUUGGUUUAGGGAUCCCCUUUUGUCUGGACCUGUAUAUUCUGGGGGUAUUAUGUGGCAGGUCCUGUAGCAUUUAGUGGGCCUUGUGAGGCUUAGGACGCAUGAACUGCAUGAAGUUAAGGGGCCCAGUGGGGUUUAGGGGCCCCAUGUGGCAGGCCCUGCGGGGUUUGCAGAUGCUAUGGGGCUUGGGGUACUUUGUAGCUGUCCCUGUGGGGUUUGGGGUCCAUGUGGGAUUUAGGGAAUCCCUUGUGGCUGGCUCUGUGAUAUAUGGGGCCUGUUGUAACUGACCCUGGGAAUUAGGGGACUCUGGGGGGCUUAGAGGCCCCGUGUGGCUGCCCCUGUGGAUUUUGCAGGCCCUGUGAGGUUUGGGGCUCCUUUUAGCUGACCCUGAGGGGUUUAGGGGCCCUGCAGGGCUUAGAGCCCCCAUUUGGCUGCCCCUGUAGGGUUUGGGGUGCCUUUUCGCUGGCACUGAGGGGUUUGAGGGCCCAGAGAGUCGGGCCUUGUGGCAUUUUGGAGUCCCUGUAGUGUUCAGGCUGCGUGGUCAGCUGCAUGAGGGAGUCCUUUGAGGUUUGCAGGCCCUGUUGGGUUUUAGAGGCCCUGUGGGGUUUAGGAUUCCCUUAUGGCUGUCCCUGUGGGAUUUGCAGGCCCAUUGUGGCUCUGUCUUUGAAGCUUGAGCCCUGUGGGGUUUCAGGAGCCCCAGUGGGGUUUUGGGCCCCACAUAGUUAACCUAAUGGAACUGGAGGCCCUAUGGAUGUGGUGCCUGCCUGGUGCAGGUGGUGACAGAGGGUCUGUUCCCGGAGCAUGCGUUGGGCCCUGCUCCCCUCCAGCAGCAGCACUUCUUUACCCAGCUGUGAGGCCAGACACAGCGCCGAUCUCUGCUUGCUGCUGCUUGCCUUCAGUGCUGCUGCUUGUUGCCUGUGCCAGCUGAGCUGUGUCAUCUUUGUGACAGAAGGAUCACUUCAAGAAAAAGAUGCUUCUCCCCUGCUAUACUUCCUGUUCUCCUCACCACCACCCUCAAAGAAUUUUGUUUCAGUGUUAUUUUCUAAAUGUCUGUGGUCACUUUAGGCUUUGAUGGAGUUCUUGCCCAGGAUAAAUCCAGAGCAUCUCACUGUGGCUGUCACCUGGAGGCCAGUUACCCAUCAGCAACUCUCAAGAUGACAAGAAUUUUGACAGCUUGCAAAGUGGUGAAGACUUUGAAAGGCAGAUUGGAGUUUUGCAAAGUGUCUGCUGAUCACUGGCGUUUCUCAAGGACUGGCACCAGGUUGUUGAGCAUCAAGGCGCAGACAGCGAACUUGGUGCUGAAAGAUGGAACGAAGAUGAAGGGCUAUUCUUUUGGCUAUCCAUCCUCCACAGCAGGGGAAGUCGUAUUCAACACUGGUAUUUCUGGAUACACCGAAGCCUUGACAGAUCCCAGCUACAAAGGACAGAUUCUUACUCUGGCUAACCCCAUUGUUGGCAACAGUGGGGUGCCUGACACAGCUGCCUUGGACGAAAUGGGCCUCAGGAGGUUUCUGGAGUCUGAUGGAAUCAAGGUUUCAGGUUUGCUGGUGCUGGAUUACAGCAAUGAGUACAGUCACUGGCAGGCUGCAAGGAGUCUUGGGGAGUGGUUGCAGGAAGAAAAGGUGCCUGCUCUCUAUGGGAUUGAUACCAGAAUGCUCUCCAAAUUAAUUCGUGACAAGGGCACAGUACUUGGGAAGAUUGAAUUUGAAGGUCAACCCACAGAGUUUGCAGACCCAAAUAAGCAGAACUUAAUUGCAGAAGUUUCAACAAAGGAGGUCAAGGUAUACGGCAGAGGGAAUCCAAUUAAAGUUGUAGCAGUUGACUGUGGGUUGAAGUACAAUGUUAUUCGUCUGCUGGUAAAGCGGGGUGCUGAAGUACAUCUGGUUCCAUGGGACCAUGAUUUUACCAGCAUGGAGUAUGAUGGGCUCAUAAUUUCUGGAGGUCCAGGGGAUCCAAUGAAGGCCCAGGAAGUGGUUCAGAAUGUCAGAAAGGUGCUGGAGAGCAAUCGCCCAGAGCCUUUGUUUGGGAUUAGCAUGGGGAACGUAAUCACUGGAAUAGCAGCUGGAGCUACUUCAUACAAGAUGCAGAUGGCCAACAGAGGACAGAACCAGCCUGUCCUGAAUGCAGUGAGUGGACAGGCUGUCAUCACUGCUCAGAACCACGGUUAUGCCAUCGACAGCUCUACCCUCCCACCUGGCUGGAAACCUCUCUUUGUCAAUGCCAAUGAUCAAACAAACGAGGGAAUUAUGCAUGAGACGAGACCAAUUUUCACAGCACAGUUCUACCCAGACGCAAAUCCCGGGCCAACAGACACAGAGUUCCUGUUUGACUCAUUUAUUUCACUGGUUAAGAGAGGGAAAGGCACUACCAUUGCUUCGGUCCUGCCCAAGGCUGGAGCAGCAGCUUCUAGAGUGGAGGUCUCCAAAGUUCUCAUUCUUGGAUCCGGGGGCUUGUCCAUCGGUCAGGCAGGGGAAUUCGAUUACUCUGGAUCUCAGGCUGUGAAAGCCAUGAAGGAAGAAAAUGUAAAAACUGUCCUCAUGAAUCCUAACAUCGCUUCAGUUCAGACCAAUGAGACUGGCAUAAAGCAGGCUGAUGCUGUCUACUUCCUUCCCAUCACUCCGCACUUUGUCACAGAGGUCAUCAAGGCAGAACGCCCUGAUGGAUUAAUUUUGGGCAUGGGUGGCCAAACAGCUCUCAACUGCGGAGUGGAACUCUUCAAGCAAGGAGUCCUGCAGCAGCAUGGUGUGAAGGUCCUAGGUACAUCAGUUGAAUCCAUCAUGGCUACAGAGGAUAGAAAGCUUUUUUCUGAUAAACUGACUGAGCUAAAUGAAAAGAUUGCUCCUAGCUUUGCAGUGGAAUCGAUUGAAGAUGCUUUGAAGGCAGCUGAGAAGAUUAGCUACCCAGUCAUGAUACGUUCUGCUUAUGCCCUUGGUGGUCUGGGGUCAGGCAUAUGUCCUGAUGAGGAAAGUUUGCUGGACCUUGGUACAAAGGCAUUUGCAAUGACUAACCAAAUUCUGGUGGAAAAGUCAGUUGUUGGCUGGAAGGAGAUAGAAUAUGAAGUUGUGAGAGAUGGUGCUGAUAACUGCAUUGCUGUUUGCAGUAUGGAAAACAUCGAUGCCAUGGGAGUCCACACAGGGGAUUCUGUUGUAGUGGCUCCAAGCCAGACACUUGCUAAUGAGGAAUUUCAGAUGCUGAGGGAUCGUGCCAUCAAGGUUGUCCGACAUUUGGGUAUUGUGGGAGAGUGUAAUAUCCAGUUUGCUCUGCAUCCAACUUCCCUGGAGUACUACAUCAUUGAAGUGAAUGCCAGACUCUCGAGAAGUUCAGCUUUGGCAUCCAAGGCAACAGGGUAUCCAUUAGCUUUCAUCGCUGCCAAAAUUGCCUUGGGGAUCCCCUUACCGGAAAUCAAAAACGUGAUGACAGGAAACACCUCGGCCUGCUUUGAGCCCAGCCUGGAUUAUGUUGUUACCAAGAUACCCCGCUGGGAUCUGGACCGCUUUCAGGGCACCUCCAACCGGAUUGGAAGCUCCAUGAAGAGUGUGGGAGAGGUUAUGGCUAUCGGCCGCACUUUUGAAGAGAGCUUCCAAAAAGCCCUGAGAAUGUGCCACCCCUCUGUAGAUGGCUUCACUUCACACCUGCCCCUGAAUAAAGCCUGGCCAGCCAGCACAGAUCUCCAGAAGGAACUCUCUGAGCCAUCCAGCACUCGGAUAUAUGCAAUGGCCAAGGCUCUGGCUAACAAAGUCCCUGUGGAUGUCAUUCACAAGCUCACGGCCAUUGACAAGUGGUUCCUGUAUAAGAUGCGCGGCAUUGUGAACAUGGAGAAGAUCCUGAAGGAAGCAAACAGUGAAGCCGUUCCAGAAGAGACCCUGAGGAGGGCCAAACAGCUCGGCUUCUCGGACAAGCAAGUUGGGAAGUGCCUGGGGCUGACUGAACUGCAGUGCCGGCAGCUGAGACUGAGGAAGAACAUAGCUCCCUGGGUGAAAAAGAUCGACACGCUGGCAGCAGAGUACCCUGCAGUAACUAAUUACCUGUACGUCACGUACAGCGGGCAGGAACACGAUGUAAAAUUUGAUGACUGUGGAGUGAUGGUGUUGGGCUGCGGACCAUAUCACAUAGGCAGCAGCGUGGAGUUUGAUUGGUGUGCUGUCUCCAGCAUCCGCACGCUGCGUCAGCUUGGCAACAAGACCGUCGUGGUGAAUUGCAACCCAGAGACGGUGAGCACGGAUUUUGAUGAGUGUGACAGACUGUACUUUGAGGAGCUGUCAUUGGAAAGGAUCCUGGACAUCUACCAAUAUGAGGGAUGCAGUGGUUGCAUUAUUUCUGUAGGUGGGCAGAUUCCCAAUAACUUGGCAGUGCCACUGUACCGGAGUGGAGUGAAGGUUCUUGGCACGAAUCCUUUGCAGAUUGACCGGGCAGAAGAUCGCUCUAUUUUCUCAGCUGUUCUGGAUGAGCUGCGUGUGGCCCAGGCUCCCUGGAAGGCAGUCAGCACUCUGAGAGAUGCAGUUGAAUUUGCAGGCUCUGUGAGUUACCCAUGUUUGCUGAGGCCUUCCUAUGUUCUGAGUGGGUCUGCAAUGAAUGUAGUGUUUACUGAAGAUGAAAUGAAGAAAUUCUUAGCAGAAGCCACCAGAGUCUCUCAGGAUCACCCUGUGGUACUCACUAAAUUUAUUGAAGAUGCCCGUGAGGUGGAAAUGGAUGCUGUAGCCAAGGCAGGAAGAGUUAUCUCGCAUGCAGUUUCAGAGCAUGUGGAGGAUGCAGGUGUUCACUCUGGAGAUGCCACUCUCAUGUUACCUGCACAGACUAUUAGCCAGGGAGCCUUGGAGAAGGUAAAAGCUGCUACAAAGAAGAUUGCAAAGGCCUUUGCCAUCUCUGGUCCGUUCAACAUUCAGUUCUUGGUGCGAGGCAAUGAUGUGCUGGUGAUAGAGUGCAACUUGAGGGCUUCACGCUCCUUCCCUUUUGUAUCCAAGACUCUGGGUGUGGAUUUCAUCGAUGUGGCCACGAAAGUGAUGACUGGAAAAGAGGUUAACGAGUCAACCCUCCCCACGUUGGAGCAGCCCAUUAUUCCCUCCAAAUACAUUGGGAUUAAGGCCCCGAUGUUUUCCUGGACCCGACUGAGAGAUGCUGACCCCAUUUUGCGAUGUGAAAUGGCCUCUACGGGGGAGGUUGCAUGCUUCGGGGAGGAUGUGUACUCUGCCUUCCAGAAAGCCAUGCUUGCCACUGGGUUUACGUUUCCUAAGAAAGGAAUUUUGAUCGGAAUCCAGAAGUCCUUCCGCCCCAAAUUCCUCAGCGUAGCAGAACUGCUGUGUGAGGAGGGCUUCAAGCUUUAUGCCACAGAAGCAACCUCUGACUGGCUCAAUGCAAACAGUAUCCCAGCAAACCCCGUGGCAUGGCCAUCGCAGGAGAGCCAGAAUCCGAGCCUCCCUUCCAUCAGGAGGCUGAUAAGGGAUGGGAAAAUAGAUCUGGUGAUUAACCUGCCCAACAGCAACACCAAGUUUGUCCAUGAUAAUUACGUGAUCCGGAGGAUGGCUAUUGACAGUGGUAUUGCUCUACUCACUAACUUCCAGGUGACAAAGGUUUUUGCUGAAGCUGUCAAAUACUCUGGGAAAUUGGACUCCAAGAGUCUCUUCCACUACAGACAGUUUGACAAUGGAGAUGCUGCAUAGAAGAGCUAUGUCCAGCCUGCUGUCUUACUGCUUCUGGCACCAUGGGAGAGGGGAUCUCAGAUCAUCCACCUAACGGUGCAUUUUAUAGCAUCUGCACUGUUUGUCUUUCCAGCUUACACAAACUAAUUCCCAGUGAAUACUUCUGAUUGUUCAUUGGAAACCCAUCCUCUCCUCAGCCUCUCCACCAUCUUGCCUCCAUUUCCACUUAGGAACAAAUAUUACUUACUAGAGGGGUAGAUCUGGACACCAGCAUAGCAGAGGAGAUGGAAGGAGAUACAAACGGUCCUAUAUGGGAGUAGCUCCUUGUUUUGAUGACCAAGCCUGUUCCUUAGAAAGACCUUUUUGGGUCCAUACUCCCAGCUAUUCUCAUGCUGAACUGCUACAGCCUGCCCCCAGACUUCCAUAGCAGGAUGUGUAGCUCCUUUAUAUAACAUAUUAGAAAUAUUCCUGCUCAACUUAUACCAUGGACACCUGUCAUGGUACAGAACUGCUGAGGGUGUUGGGGUGUGAUAGAAGCUCUUUAAAGAUAAAGGAAUGCAAAUUCCCCACGAUUCCCUGCAGUAGCUAAGGGGCAUGAUUCGCCUACUUUUGUUUGUUUUAUUAACCCUGGCUAAGCAUCUUCUGCAGCCUGCAGAUCUGAUGAGAGACAGAGGCUACGUGUGCAUACUGGAAUUUCUUCCACAUUUUGCUCAGUCCUUCAGGCUUUUAUUAAUACUAUUUGAAAAAUUCUGGCUCAUCAUUCUGAAUUCAAGCUGCCAUCACUGUAUUGUAAAAACUCUCAGCUUUGUGUCUGGCUUCAAAAGUAGGGAACUCCCCGAAGACAUCUUUGUACUGUGAUUGUGGGCAUUAAAAUUGAAUCUUCUCAGAAUGAGGUGAAAGUGUUGCAGUGCUUUAAUCCUUCCAGCUAAGCGACCCCUUCACUUUCACUCCAGCCUUCUCUGCUGCUUUUUCAGCUCUAGCAAUGGCUGCAGAUGCUGCCCCCAGAGCAGACUCCCGCUGUGCCAUGUGUUGCACAUUAUCAUGUACUGGUAGCACAACAGAAGGCUUUAGCAGCUCCAUGGCCAACAGUGCUUCAUCCUAUAUAUGUAUGCAGCAGACACUGUACCUGCCCCUCAGUGUUUACCAGCUAGGGACCACACGUUUGUCUUUUUUCCCCCAUGUUGCAGUAUGUGCACAGUAUACCCUGGAGCUGGAAGAUUCAAAGUUGGACUAAUGCUAAAACAUUUCAGGAAGGUUAUUAAAUCAGAUGAGAGCUGUUAUUGAAAGGUGCAAAGGAAGGGACAGAGGCUGUGAUGACUUUGGGUACCCUGGGGAUCUCCGAACAAUUGAUGCUGAGUGCCAGGACCAAGUUUAGAGCUAGGUGUAGACUUUAUUUCUGAUCUGGUUGAUGUUCCAAGUGCUCUUAUUGGGGGCUUGUCAUCAGGACUAACUUCUGCGUUGAACACAAUCCUGCCUGCUGUGCACAGGGAGAGCUUUUGCACUUUUAGAGUAGAAAUGUUAUUAAACAAACAAACAAAAACAAAAUCAAAAACCAAAACCACCAAUCCAGAAGAGGCCAGAGCCAUCAACUGUUCACCCAUUCAGCUGUGAAAGGAAUGACUAAUGGUGCUUAAUGAAGCAGUACUCUCUAAAUGCAUCCUGCACUUUUUUUUUUUCCAGUGGCAAAAAUCCCAUUAACAACUGGUGUCAUCACACAUCUUCCCAGCCUGCCUUUACCUCUAGUACUGAACAAAGCGACAUCUUCAAAUGUCUGUAUUUUCUUGUUCUUCUUUUUCUAUUUUGUAACUUUCCUCAUGAGCUGAAAAUGAAAUAAAUGCCCUGGAUUUUCACAGCCA
Oxyura jamaicensis (ruddy duck) is the source of this 8251-nucleotide messenger RNA. It is a transcript of the gene CPS1, whose product is annotated as carbamoyl-phosphate synthase 1. Bases 1806 to 6416 code for a protein of 1536 amino acids. Gene Ontology annotation, cellular component: carbamoyl-phosphate synthase complex; cytoplasm. Gene Ontology annotation, molecular function: carbamoyl-phosphate synthase (glutamine-hydrolyzing) activity; ATP binding; metal ion binding. The transcript has 40 exons. Gene Ontology annotation, biological process: L-arginine biosynthetic process; L-glutamine metabolic process; 'de novo' pyrimidine nucleobase biosynthetic process. Lineage: Eukaryota; Metazoa; Chordata; Aves; Anseriformes; Anatidae. The record is from RefSeq and is a predicted model, not a curated record.